Molecule: messenger RNA, 2249 nt
Organism: Galeopterus variegatus (Sunda flying lemur)
Lineage: Eukaryota; Metazoa; Chordata; Mammalia; Dermoptera; Cynocephalidae
Gene: UPRT
Product: uracil phosphoribosyltransferase (FUR1) homolog (S. cerevisiae)
Exons: 7
Coding region: 202-1131 (309 amino acids)
Source: RefSeq, a predicted model, not a curated record
ACGUCUGGUUUGGGCGGGCGUGGGCCAGAGUACGGAAGCGGAAUCAACCGACAGCAGCCUAGGGGUGAGAGGGCAGCUGGGGUUAGAGGGAGGUUCUGAGGAGGCGGGGGCGACCGGGAGAGCACGUGAGCAUCGGCCCCUUCUCUCCGCUCUCUUUUACCCUUAGCGUUCGGUAGCAGCGGGGACAGCCCGGCCCGGUGUAUGGACACGGAGUUACGGUGUCCGGAUUCCAUGCCCUGUCACAACCAGCAAGUAAACUCUGCCUCAACCGCAAGCCCGGAGCCGCCGCGACCUGGUGACUCGAUCCCGGACCAUGCCGGGGGAGACAGCGCCUCCGUGGCCAAGCUGACACUCCUUGCUGGGCACGCCCAUUCUAGCGUGCCGGCCGAGCGGGAUCCUCAGGCCUGCAGCGGCGCCAGCCUCAACUCAGAGAGCAACAGUGGCAGCGAUGACAGUAGCAACUAUGACGCACCAGCCAGCGACUCUCUCCUAGGCGAUUGCGAACUCUCCCGGCAGAUCGGGGCGCAGCUUAAGCUGCUGCCUAUGAAUGAUCAGAUUCGGGAGCUGCAGACCAUCAUCCGGGACAAGACAGCCAGUAGAGGGGACUUCAUGUUUUCUGCGGAUCGUUUGAUCAGACUUGUUGUGGAAGAGGGAUUGAAUCAGCUGCCAUAUAAAGAAUGCAUGGUGACCACUCCAACAGGGUACAAGUAUGAAGGAGUGAAAUUCGAGAAGGGAAAUUGUGGGGUCAGCAUAAUGAGAAGUGGUGAGGCAAUGGAACAAGGUUUACGAGACUGCUGUCGAUCCAUACGAAUUGGAAAGAUCCUGAUUCAGAGUGAUGAGGAGACACAAAGAGCCAAAGUAUAUUAUGCCAAGUUCCCCCCAGAUAUUUACCGAAGAAAAGUCCUUCUGAUGUACCCAAUUCUCAGCACUGGAAAUACUGUAAUUGAAGCUGUAAAGGUUCUUAUAGAACAUGGAGUUCAACCUAGUGUUAUUAUCCUACUCAGUCUGUUCUCCACUCCUCAUGGUGCCAAAUCAAUCAUUCAAGAGUUUCCAGAGAUCACAAUUUUAACUACUGAAGUUCAUCCUGUUGCACCUACACAUUUUGGACAGAAAUACUUUGGAACAGACUAAGUUACUGAAGGAAAAUGAAUUAUCUUGUGUAAUAUCACAAUUAUAUUUUGAGUUUUUACUUGUUUUGCUAAUUUGAUUGAGGAAUGGCAGAGAAAAAUACGUUAGAGUUGCUUUUUAGUUUUGGAAGUGGGUAUAGAAAAAAGGAAAUAUCUGAAGUUUAUUUAUUUUAUUUGAUUGUUUAUUGACUGUUGGUACUAAAUUCAACAAUGAAGCACACAUAUCUCUUAGAAAAGAUGGAAAUUUUAAUAAUAUGCUAAUGAAAAUUGCUGAACCCUCAGUGCAUUGAAAUUGUUUCCUAACUUAUGAACCUCUUAGUUUGGAGAUUGCUUGCAGUCACAAAUAAAACCCAAAUGAGAGUCAGUUCUUUGUCCCGCUGUAGUUUGCAUUUUGUUUAGUUUGCUUUUAGCUCUAGGGAAGUUUCGUGUAUGUGGCUAUUGUCACCUUCCUCUACUCUUUACUUCCUGCUACUGUAUAUUCUGGUAACUUGGAGAGGAAGAAAAAAGAAUGCCUCCUGAAAUUUUCCAUUUCCAUUAAUAUUCUCACUAAAUUGGCAGAUCCAGGAUGUAUGGUUAACUCUGCAGUCAGGCCAUUAUGUUCUUUAUGGCUUAUCUCCCAAACUGUGCAUUGUUGUAGGUGCCUUGUAAGCUGUGAUGCAGUGAAGAAGAUGGCAGAACAUUUUCAGUAACUGGAACUGUAACUUUAAUUUACAUAGACUGAACCAGGGAUGUCCAGAAGCUAACAAGGGAGAGUGCUAAGUACUGUUAAUGUCAUCAAUCCUCAAGAAAGGAAUUGGUGGUGGUUUUUCUGAGUUGUGGUGGAAAGAGUGGUUUCUUGCUAGAUUUCAUGGCCAAUAAGUAAAUGAAAAUGCUUCAUUUUUAAUUUAGAUGUUUCUACUAUAAGCCUUUGACUCAGAAAUUAGUUAUUUUGCAUGUUUUCCAGCUGUAGAUGUAUUAAAAUGGAAAAAAAUACCAUAAUUAAAAAAAAUCCCUAAGGUUUAUGCGUGUUCAUAUUUAGGCUUCUGAAAGGGAGAGAAACCAUUUUAGAAAUCAGUGUUUGUGUUCAGAAAUCUGUAAAACCAUGAUCUCAUUUUAUAUUGAUAUUAAAACAUUUUAACAGUG